AUGGGUUUUUUUCUUUUAUUAUUUAUUACUAUGUUUUAUCCGACAGUUGAAGAUCAAUGGGUGUCAGUUUUAAAUCCGAUUACAUUUUCUCAAAAUACAAUCGAACAUGUUUUAAAUGACGGUGGUUAUGCUAUCUUAAGUGCUGGAAGAAAUCCUGCUACAUGGACCGAUUUACAAUUAAAUGAUAAGACAAUUCAAAAGCGAUCAGAACAAUUAGUAGAUGAUAUUAAAGAUACUUAUGUAUAUUCACCAGUAAUCGGCGUGUAUGAUGGUGGUAUUGAAACAAGUUUUUUUAUUCUCUUACAUAAUGAUUCACCAGAUGAUGAACUUGAAGAUCUUAUUCAAUUAGGUAAAAAAUAUAAUCAAGAUUCUAUAAUUUAUGUGCGGAAAGAUAAGCCAACAAUAGAACAAUUAAUAUAUACAAGUGGUCAUUAUCAAGGUAGACAUGUUGAAGGUACAGGAUAUCAAAAAUUGCCAUUCAAUGUUACUGAUAAUUAUAGUAAAAUAAAAUUAUGUUCAAAUAUAACUUUUACAUUUACAUUAAAUUUCAAUUUUAAAUAUAUGUUUAUUGACAAAAUUCGGAUACGAACUAAUCAACUUAUUAAUCAUCAUAAUCGAAAUCACGAAGCUAAUAAAGAAAGAUGUCGUAAUUAA
Adineta steineri is the source of this 654-nucleotide messenger RNA. The record is from the annotation of a GenBank genome assembly. NCBI's taxonomy places the organism in Eukaryota, Metazoa, Rotifera, Eurotatoria, Adinetida, Adinetidae.